This is a messenger RNA of Eupeodes corollae, 957 nucleotides long. RefSeq lists its product as uncharacterized. The record is from RefSeq and is a predicted model, not a curated record. Bases 295 to 957 code for a protein of 220 amino acids. The transcript is spliced from 2 exons. Lineage: Eukaryota; Metazoa; Arthropoda; Insecta; Diptera; Syrphidae.
GAGUGUAGUGUCAGGUUGCGUCAUCAAUCAUCGCACCGCACGCAAUUCAGAAAAAAAAAAUUGUUUGCAAACAAACAAAAUUAUUGCUAAGAUUUAAAUUAAUUUAUUUUAAAAUAAUUAUUUUUCUUUUAAAUUAUUUCAAAAUAAAAACUAUAAAAUGCAAAAAUUAUAGAAACGCAAUUCCAUCAGCCCAUCGCGGCUUCAAAAAGCAUCAAGUACUAACUUAAACGUGAAGCCUGUUCGGGCAAGAUUGAUAACAAAAACUUGCGUGUGCCUGUGUCCGCCGCUUAUUAAAUGCAAAUUAAAAUGUCUGCAAACAAAGAAGACAAACCGAAGACCGUCCUACUGUUCCAUAUAUCACAAAGCCUUUUUAAAAACAAACGCCUUAAAAGACGACGUCUCGCCAAUAAAAUUAAAAAUAAACCCCCCAAAAAACGCUCUAAACCUAAACCAAAAUCCAAAAGUGCACCAAUCAAUGGACAUCCCUCCCCAUCACCCAAUUUAGCUGCAUUAUUUUCUGAGACCAUUGAAAUCGAGUCCACAGAUGACGAACAUAAAACAGAAGACAGGGAACCACCGCCUCCAUGUAUCGAAGACGUCAAAACACGACCAUCCGAAAUUGAAACCAGCAUAAUUCUCUCAUCGGACAAUGAAGACGAAGUAGCUACGCAAGCCAGGAUCUUCCCCAUGCUAACCAGCGAGACGACAGUACAGACAGCAGUGGGCAACAACAUAUUCGAGCUAUCGCUUACCCAGCUUAAGGAGAAUCUACAAACAAUCACAAAGAAGCGGAAGAAACACAGGGACAGCAAACGACUCAGCAAAAGACUGAACAAAAGCAACUUGUCGGUGUCGGGAGAUCUCAGUAUAUCACUUUUAUCGGACGACGAGGACGGAGGAGAGGAACAUCGGAAAGACAAUAACCUAGACAAACUGUCUUCGACAAUGAAGGCAUAA